Sinocyclocheilus rhinocerous is the source of this 861-nucleotide messenger RNA. Its product is annotated as serine/threonine-protein kinase pim-3-like. Gene Ontology annotation, biological process: regulation of mitotic cell cycle; negative regulation of apoptotic process; protein autophosphorylation. NCBI's taxonomy places the organism in Eukaryota, Metazoa, Chordata, Actinopteri, Cypriniformes, Cyprinidae. The record is from RefSeq and is a predicted model, not a curated record. Bases 1 to 861 code for a protein of 286 amino acids. The transcript is spliced from 8 exons. Gene Ontology annotation, molecular function: ATP binding; protein serine/threonine kinase activity. Gene Ontology annotation, cellular component: cytoplasm.
AUGUCAAGCUCCACUGGAAAUUCCUCUGGGGCUCUAGCUGGAGACUUCAUGCAGACUUACAUGGUCGGUUUGGCGGGGGCCUGUGAUCUGCUAGGCAAAGGUGGAUUUGGUGUUGUGUAUGAGGCGAGACGUUUGGAGGAUGAUCUUAAAGUGGCGGUCAAAUAUGUCGAUAAGACCAAAAACUACAAGGAAGGUUUAUGCAUUCAUGGGUAUCAGCAACUUCUUCCAAUGGAGAUCGCCCUCACAAUCCUGGCAAAUAAAGGCCCCAGAGCGCCAGAGAUCAUCCAGCUGCUGGACUGGAAGGACUACGAUGACCAUUUCGUCAUGAUCCUUGAAUGUCCCUCUCCUUGCGAGACUUUGGAAGACUUUAUGAGGCGUCAGGGUGGAAGUCUCAACGAGAGCUUAGCACGGCAAGUCAUGAGGCAGGCGGCUCAGGCUGCGAACGUGUGCUGCCAGCGCCAAGUGUUCCACCGUGACAUUAAACUGAACAACCUUCUCAUCAACAACCAGACACUUGAAGUCAAAUUAAUUGACUUUGGGUGUGGGGACAUUCUGAGGACAACUGUCUACAUGUCAUACUGUGGCACAGCAAUAUACUCCCCUCCUGAGUUUCACAUAAAGGGGAAGUACCAUGGCAAGCCUGCGACGGUUUGGUCACUGGGGGUUCUGUUAUUCAGAAUAGUGGCCGGAUAUUUUCCAGAUUUCUUAGAUCUGCACAUGCUCAAACUGCACUUCUGUUUCAAAACUGGCCUGUCAAAAGAAUGCUGCAGAUUGCUCCACGCUCUCCUGCAAGAAAAGCCGAAGAAGCGAAUUCAACUGGAGGAAAUCCUUUCCCACAAGUGGUUUACGGUCACCACAUAA